AUGUCCAUGAACACACCGCCAAACGAGACUGGAAGAAAUGAUGGGACUCUUUCGAGCUCGCAGGAUGGAAUUCCAACGGUUUCAAAUGCAUUACCACCUGUGACGUUGCUAAAAACCGUCCCUGACACGAUGUCGUUUCGUAAAGGAGAUGCACGUGCUGGUCUGACAGAACUAGUGGGACUCUUGAUGCAAUCUUCCAAACCCCCGUCUCUGUUGAGGCCAAAUAUCUCACCACUUGCAAGAGCAAGUGAGAAGGAUGGGUUUAUUCCGCAUCAGUCACCGCCACGUAAACCAAAGGCAGUGAUUCAAGAUCCACAAAUAGUUUACAAUCCAGAUAACAUGCCUGAGUUGAUACCUCCUCCUAUAAAUCCAGAUACGCUAGGAUUGCCAUCUGUAUUGAAAUCAGUGUCGUGGACCAGGGCCGCUCCCUUCAAAGAAGAAGGGUUUGCUCGUAAUGUCUCGGAUUCAAUUGGAAACAAUUACUCGCCCAUUGCUCAAGAUCUGAGCAUAAAUAGCAUGUCGGCAGUACAAGCUCCUACCAUUUCUAGACGAAUUAGCACAUCAGCACAACAGCAACCACAUUACGUGACGACAUCGGAGAAACCAAUGGAUACCUUUGAUUACCCAGCACCAAGUUUUGCCGAUAGUAGGCCAAUGUCGCCACUUGCUCGUAUUCGUGAUUCAUACGCACCACUACUAGCUCCGUUAAAAUAUGCACCGAUAGAGACGCCUGAUCCGUAUGACCCCGAAGCAUUGUCGUUGGCUCAUCAGCUAACUCCUGAACAACGAUAUUGGUAUUAUGUCCACCGUGGUAUGCCUGAUGAAGUCGUCGCCGAACUGGACUCUCAAGCUAUCCAUAACAUGGAAGCCAUGAUUCCCUCCUUCUUGCGCCAGUCAGAGUCUCUGCAAGAAACAAAGCAAACCCUGCUAAACGAAGCUAAAGAGACUCACCAGACGGCCUUGAAACGGUCUAUUCUAGAUUAUAUAUUGCUAGAUGACAAGGAACGUAAACGUCUGGGUAUUCCGUUUCCUAGAGGUGGAUCAGAUCUUAAGUAUAUUCCUCGCGUCAUUCGAGCCCCUGUGCCAUGGCACGAUAUGGUAGUGCAGUCAAAGCAAGCCAUGGAAAAGAACUUAUUUAUUACCAAUCCCGUCAUGACGCAACUUCUUAAAAUCUACUCGGACUUUUCGGCAAAUACCGUGGUCAACUGCUCGCACUUUGGUGGAGCAAACACACCAGUGGAUGUGACUGAAUUCCGUAAUGUGUUUAAGAAACAGUGUGAUGACUUUUCUCAAAAAAUCAAUGAAGAAUGGCUGCCAGCUGUCGCAAACAUGUUCUUCGCCACCAAAGACCAGUGGUAUGAAUUAGCAACCUCAAAUCCAGACCCAGAUGCUGGAUUUAGAUUAUUGGAUGCCUUUUUCAAGUCCGUCUCAACCUUAAUGUCAAACCAAUUGUGGUCUAUGGUCGCGUCAUCACUGGACGACUUUGAAGCAUUUAUUGGCAGGGUUGAAGAAAACGCUGAAGGAUCUGAUCCACAGCCUCUUUUUGCCGUCAGAGUCGUAGUAGCAGGCACGCAAAUUCGCUUCGAACCACCAUUGUCGGAAUUAGAACUCGCUGUGGCUGGCGUCAUGGACGAUAUUUGUAAUGUGGCUCGUCGAGUAGCUCGUAUCGAGACUAAGCUGUUUACCUCGCUGCAGGGCGAAUCGAUUAUAUUGCCAUCGUCAGGUGUUGAUGGUGAACGUGUCGCUGAGGCCCGCUAUGUUAGAGGCGUCUUGACCAAGAGUGCCCAUGCACCUCAAAAGCAUCUGGUUGGAUAUGAGAAAUUCAAGUCUCUGCUAAGUCACAAGGCUGAAAAAAGAGUGGAAGAGUUUUUGAGAGAGAAACACGAACUGCCAGAAUACGAAGUCGAAAUCCAAAGAUUGCUCACUCUUGUGGAUGAGAUUGCCACAAGCCCUUCCAUCGCUCGAUUCCCAAUGAUCCAGAUUGACUGCAAUUCGCUCAAGACGGAGCUCUCUGACAAGGCAAAGGGAUUGGUCCAACAGCUUGUUGACCAGGUCGCUGAAGUUAACAGAAAGACCAAUCAGACCAUUUGCGAGCAGUAUGAAAAGAUUGCAGCUAGAGCAAUGAAACUUCCGGCUGACACUGAAGAAUUGGUCGAUUUGGCUAAAUAUGUAGAGUCCGUACGAGAAAAGGAAGUCGUUCAACUCAAGGACGAGAUUGGUCGCGGUCGCGAACGUCUGGACUUUUUACUACAGUACGCCUUCUUACCUGACGACGAUAUUAAACUCAACGGUGUCGCCUUAACUUGGCCGCUACGUAUUCAACCCAUCUUUGAGCUCUCUCGUAAACGUAUUGCUCAAAAGAAGGCUAAAGCUCAAGAAGACUUGCGGCUUCGAACCAUACAAGCUUCUGAAGAACUCGAGGCAAUCUAUAAUGAUAUUGCUGCCUUCAAGGACUAUGGUAUUGUAGGGGAGAUGAACGAGUAUAUACGCAAGUUGGCUGCUCUGGAAGAAAGACUUGUCACCAUCGCCGAUACUAUGCGCAAAGUCAAUGCCGAAGAAGAACUGCUUGAAUGGCCAAAGACUGCAUUUGCCAAACAUGCUCAAUCCACCGAGCUCAUUGCUCCGUACAAGCAAUUAUGGGAAACAGUGCAACAAUUCCAAACCGAGAAUACUAGGUGGAUGAGUGGUCCGCUCACUGACUUGGAUGCUGCAGUUGUCGAAGAGCAAUGUAGCAAUAUGUGGCGUGCUGUGUUUAAGCUCGUCAAACAGUUUGCUGAACAGCAAGUACCUCGUAAAGUAGCUGAAGGAGUCAAGAAUCGUCUUGACAAGUUUAAGCAAUACUUGCCUCUAUUGGCUGUAUUGAGAAAUCAAGGUCUGCGAGAACGUCAUUGGAAGCAGAUGGCUGCUAUUGUUGGGCAAACUAUUAUGCCUGAUGAAACUACUACUCUUAGCAAGAUGUUGGAUUUGAACUUGACACCAUUCCUUACUCAGUUCGAAACUGUGUCUGAUGCCGCUACAAAAGAAUUCAGUCUGCAAAAGACAUUACAAAAGAUGCGAGACGACUGGGGUCCACUCAUAUUUACUUUGAUCGACUACAAGGAUACCGGCACUCGUAUCUUAUCAUCACUCGAUGAGGUACAGGCUCUCUUGGACGACCAGAUUGUCAAGGUCCAGACUAUGCGUGGCUCUCCAUUCGUCAAGCCUAUAGAAGAAGAUGUAAUUGUCUUUGAACGAAACUUGAUUCAAAUUCAAGACACUUUGGAUGCGUGGUUGCAAGUGCAAUCUACUUGGUUGUAUUUGGAGCCCAUCUUCAGCUCAGAGGAUAUUAUGGCUCAGAUGCCUAUUGAAGGCAAAAAGUUCCGUCAAGUCGACAAGACAUGGCGCGACAUGAUGUACUCCACUUUUACGGAUCCGCGUAUAUUACGUGCAGCUGAAGACGAGACUCUGCUAGUACGUCUACGGGAUAGUUUCAGCUUACUUGAAGAGAUCCAGAAGGGUCUUAACGAGUACUUGGAAAAGAAACGAUUAUACUUCCCCCGAUUCUUUUUCUUGUCGAACGACGAAUUGCUUGAAAUCUUGGCCGAAACCAAAGACCCAACUCGAGUACAACCACAUCUCAAAAAGUGUUUCGAAGGUAUCGCUUCAUUGGUCUUCCACGACAAUACCCAUAUUACUGGCAUGGUUUCUUCGGAAGGUGAAAAGGUCGCCUUCAAGGAAGUCAUUGAGCCAGCUCAAGCUAAAGGUGCCGUCGAAAAAUGGCUGUUGCAUGUUGAGAGAAUCAUGCAAAUGUCAAUCCACGAAGAGAUAUCCAAGGCUUUACGGGCAUACAGUGAAACACCGCGUGAACGAUGGGUAUUAGAUUGGGCUGGUCAAGUGGUUCUUUGUGCCUCUCAGAUAUACUGGACGAAGGACGUGACCGAGGCUAUCCGUAGAGGGGAGGUCGGACUACGAGCAUAUAAGGAAUUGCUUGUAAAGCAGCUCGAGUCGACUGUAGCUCUAGUAAGAGGAGACUUAUCAGCCGUAUCUCGAGCCACUCUAUCUGCCUUGGUAGUUAUUGAUGUGCAUGCUCGUGAUGUCGUCGGUGAGCUAGAAUUCGCUGAAUGCUCAGAUGAACACGACUUUGCCUGGCUAUCUCAACUGAGAUACUAUUGGGAAAGUGAGGAUGUAAAAGUCCGUAUGAUUAACGCCACUUUGAACUAUGGUCACGAGUACCUCGGUAACUCUCCUCGUCUGGUUAUUACGCCAUUGACUGAUCGUUGUUACCGUACUCUGAUUGGUGCUCUCGACUUGAAUUUGGGAGGUGCACCUGAAGGUCCAGCAGGAACGGGAAAGACUGAAUCUGUAAAGGAUCUUGCUAAAGCUGUAGCCAAACAGUGUGUGGUGUUUAACUGCUCCGAUGGGUUGGAUUAUAUUGCUAUGGGCAAAUUCUUUAAAGGUCUUGCCGCAUCUGGAGCUUGGGCUUGUUUCGACGAGUUUAAUCGUAUUGAUCUGGAGGUGCUGUCUGUCGUUGCUCAACAGAUCUUGACCAUUCAACGGGCAGUAGCAGCCAAACUGGAACGAUUUGUAUUUGAAGGGACUCCUAUUCAACUCAAUCGUGGCUGCUCGGUAUUUAUUACCAUGAAUCCUGGUUAUGCUGGACGUUCCGAGCUGCCUGAUAAUUUGAAGGCACUCUUCCGACCUGUAGCUAUGAUGGUGCCCGAUUAUGCACUCAUUGCUGAGAUAUCCCUCUAUUCGUUUGGGUUUGUGGAUGCCAGGUCGCUUGCCCGUAAAAUCGUAGCUACGUAUAAACUCUGCUCAGAACAGCUGUCAUCUCAAGACCACUACGAUUAUGGUAUGAGAGCCGUAAAGGCUGUCCUUACAGCAGCCGGUAAUCUAAAACUCAAGUAUCCAACUGAAAAUGAGCAAAUCAUCAUGCUUCGGUCCAUCAUUGAUGUCAACUUGCCCAAGUUUUUACAGCAAGAUAUCCCUCUAUUCAGAGCUAUUACGGCCGAUUUGUUCCCUAAAGUCGUAUUACCGACUCCAGAUUACCGUCACCUGCUUGUCUGUCUCAAGGAACAAAUGGCCAAGAUGAACUUGCAGCCGGUAGAUAUAGCUAUAGACAAGAUCAUUCAGGUGUAUGAGAUGAUGUGUAUUCGUCACGGAUACAUGUUGGUUGGUCAACCAUGGUCAGGAAAGACUGUAGGAUACCGUGCCUUGGCUGGCGCUUUAAACAGUAUGGUAGAACAGAAUCUAGGUAACGAGAAACGAGUCGAGUUUAGAGUGCUCAAUCCUAAGGCUAUUACCAUGGGUCAGCUAUAUGGUCAAUUCGAUCCCAUCACUCACGAAUGGACUGACGGUGUGCUGGCAACUACCUUCCGUUUCUUUGCGCAAGCUGGAACGGCAGAACGUAGAUGGAUUGUCUUUGAUGGUCCCGUAGAUGCCAUUUGGAUUGAGAAUAUGAAUACCGUGCUUGACGAUAACAAGAAACUGUGUCUUACGUCUGGUGAAAUUAUGCAAAUGACGUCGACAAUGUCUUGUAUGUUUGAGGUUGCAGAUUUGGCUGUUGCUUCUCCAGCCACGGUAUCUCGUUGUGGUAUGAUUUAUCUAGAACCAGGUGCAUUGAGCUGGCCGCCACUUGUACGAUCUUGGAUUGCUGGUCUACCAUCAACAUUCACGGAGGAUAUGAAGACCCUGUUACAGAGCUUGUUUGACUGGAUUGUACCUCACUGUAUACAAUUUGUCACCGCAGACUGUAAAGAAUUCGUAACAACGUCACCACAGAAUCUAGUCAGUACCCUCACUACUCUAAUAAUGUGCCAACUGGACGAAUUUUUGCCCAAUCCUACUGGACAAGCACAGGAAGCUGUAGCAGCGCCAAAUAUCAUAAAUCUCUGGCUCCACAAUAUCUUUAUCUUCUCUUGUAUAUGGUCUCUGGGAGGUAGCAUAGAUGGGGACUCUCGUCGGAAGUUCGACCUCUUCUUUAGGAAACUCUUGCAAGGUGCCGAUGGUACUGCAAUCCCGCCUAAUAACGUAAAGAUCGAAGUACCAAUACCGCAAGCAGGCAGUGUCUACGAUUAUAUGUUUGAACGUGAUCGCAAGAAUGGUGGUACUUGGAAACUCUGGGUAGACACUGUUGGAACCUUUGAGAUUCCAAAGGGUGCCAAGUUUAGUCAGAUCACCGUGCCGACCAUUGAUACGCAACGAUACACGUAUCUGUUGGAAACGCUACUUACACAUGGCAAGGCUGUGCUGUUUGUGGGACCUACUGGUACUGGAAAAUCAGUCUACAUCAAUAAUAAGCUGCUGAAUGGUCUGCCCGCAUCAAAAUACGCUCCCAUCUUUAUUAACUUCUCCGCACAGACCAGUGCCAACCAGACUCAGGAUAUUAUUCUGGGAAAAUUGGAGAAGCGCCGUCGAGGUAUCUAUGGUCCUACUCAAGGCAAAAAGGCAAUCAUCUUUAUCGAUGACUUGAACAUGCCAGCGAGAGAGAAGUAUGGCGCGCAGCCACCUAUCGAGCUGCUCCGUCAAUGGGCAGACCACUCCAUAUUCUAUGACUUGAAGGACACGUCUCCAAUCACUCUACAGGAUAUCAGCUUCGUUGCAGCAAUGGGUCCACCAGGCGGCGGAAGAAAUCCAGUAACUUCACGUUUCCUUCGUCACUUCUGUACCGUUGGUAUUGCUAGCUUUGACGAAAUCACCAUGAAGAAGAUCUUCUCCACUAUCGUCGAAUGGCAUCUGAAUAAUGGAUUCCAGCCGUCGCUACUCUUACUCAAGUCGCCGUUAAUUUCAGCCACCUUUGAUUUGUAUUCAGGAGCCAUUCAAAAUUUGCUUCCUACUCCUAGCAAGUCUCAUUAUGUAUUCAACUUGAGAGAUUUCGCUAGAGUGGUGCAAGGGUUACUGCUAGCAGGUCCAGACAAGUUUACGGAAGGAUCCAAGAUCUUGCGUCUGUGGACGCAUGAAGUCUAUCGAGUCUUUUAUGAUCGUCUUGUAGAUGAUGUCGAUCGCAAUUGGUUCUUUACUACAGUACGGGACUUGGUAGCAAAGCACUUUGCCUCUUGUGGUAAAUUCGACCAAGUCUUUGCUCAUCUCGAUGCAAACAAGGAUGGCAAAGUAGAGGAUGAUGACUUGAGAAGUCUGAUCUUUGGAAACUAUGCUCUGCCAGAUGCAGCCGUGAAGUAUUACGAUGAGGUUGCAAAUAUCUCGAAAGUCUCUGAUGUCAUCAAGGGACGUCUUGACGAGUAUAAUCAGAUCUCUAAGGCUCCAAUGAAUCUCGUCAUUUUCCGAUAUGCUGUUGAACAUAUAUCUCGAGUCGCACGUAUAUUGUUGCAACCAGCAGGUCACGCACUCUUAGUCGGAGUUGGUGGCAGUGGGCGUCAGUCAUUGACGAAACUGGCAACGUAUAUGGCGGACUACAAUCUCUUCCAAGUCGAAAUCAGUAAAAGCUAUGGUAACGCCGAAUGGAGAGAUGAUCUCAAGAGGAUCUUGAUCAAGGCUGGUGGUGAAGGAACUCCAUCCGUCUUCCUCUUCAGUGAUACUCAGAUAACGAAAGAAUCCUUCUUGGAGGAUAUAAACAAUCUGCUUAACACCGGAGAAGUACCCAAUCUUUUCCCACCAGAUGAGAAGGCAGCCAUAGUCGAGCAAGUACGAACGGCCUUGACGAAAGAAAAUCCCAAGCUGGACAUGACUGCCGCCGCAUUGUAUAGUGCCUUUGUCAGCCGGUGUAGAGAAAACUUGCACGUAGUAUUGAGUAUGAGUCCUAUCGGUGAUGCAUUCCGUACUCGACUUCGUAUGUUCCCAUCUCUCGUUAAUUGUUGUACCAUUGAUUGGUUCCAAGUAUGGCCUGAAGAUGCCCUAGAAGUCGUAGCUCGAAGGUUCUUGGAAGAAGUUGAGCUAGACGGAGAUGCUCGUGGUACAGUUGUUGCCAUGUGCAAGGAAUUCCAUGUCCGUGCACGUAAACUGUCUGAGGAGUUCUUUGCUGGUCUUCGACGACACAAUUACGUUACUCCUACUUCGUAUUUGGAGCUCAUUCAGACAUACAAGACUUUGUUGGAUGUCAAACGACGAGAAGUCAACUUGUUGAAAUCUCGAUAUGAAGUCGGAUUGGAUCAGCUGGCAUCAGCAUCAGCACAGGUUGCCAUCAUGUCCAAAGAGCUGACGGACUUGCAGCCACAGCUGAUUGUGACAUCCAAGCAAACAGAAGAGAUGCUGGUUGUCAUUCAACGAGAGUCCGUUGAAGUAGAAAAGAAACGAGAAAUCGUUUCAGCAGAUGAAGCAGUAGCCAACAAGAAGGUCACAGCUGUUCAAGCCAUCAAGGAUGAUUGCGAGUCACAACUGUCAGAAGCGCUUCCAGCUCUGGAAAGUGCAAUGGAGGCUCUUAAUACUUUGAAACCUCAAGAUAUCACAUUGAUCAAAUCCAUGAAGAAUCCACCUGCCGCUGUAAAGCUUGUCAUGGAGGCUAUUUGUAUUAUGAAGGACGUGAAACCUACUCGUGUUAAGGAUCCUACUGGUAGUGGAAAGAUGGUUGACGAUUUCUGGGGACCAGCACAAAAGGUUUUAGCUGAUCCCAAGUUCCUUGAAUCAUUGAAAGAGUACGACAAGGACAAUAUCCAACCCAAGAUUAUCGAACGUAUCCGAAAGACGUACAUACCGAAUCCAGACUUUGAUCCAGAUGUGGUCAAGAACUCUAGUUCUGCUGCUGAAGGUCUGUGCAAAUGGGUACGAGCUCUAGACAAGUAUGAAGUAGUUGCCAAAGUCGUAGCUCCAAAGAAGGAAGCACUUGCUGGUGCAGAAGCCGAAUUGUCAGUAGAGAUGGCCAAACUGAGUGCCAAGCAAGCCGAGUUGAAGGAAGUAGAAGACAAGAUGGCAAACUUGCAGCAAAAGUAUAGUGAAAUGACUGCCAAGAAGGCGGAUCUUGAAAGACAAGUCGAUCUUUGUGGUAAAAAGCUUGACAGAGCUGAGAAGCUCAUUGGUGGUCUUGGUGGUGAAAAGGAUCGAUGGAGUGAUGCUGCUAAGUCUCUGCAGACCGUAUACACAAACUUGACUGGUGAUGUGCUCUUGAGUUCUGGUGUCAUUGCAUAUCUAGGUGCCUUUACAUCUGCUUAUCGACAAACUUGUGUUCAAGAAUGGUCAACACAAUGUAUCGAACGAGGGCUAUCUUGUUCGGGUGCCUUCUCUCUUACCAGCACUCUCGGAGAUCCGAUCCAGCUUCGAGCUUGGACUCUUGCGGGACUGCCUAAUGAUGCAUUCUCAAAGGACAAUGGUAUCAUUGCUACUAGGUCACGCCGUUGGCCGUUGUUCAUUGAUCCACAAGGUCAAGCCAAUAAAUGGAUCAAGAACCUCGAGAAGCAAAAGAAACUCGCCAUAAUCAAGCUGUCUGACUCGGACUAUAUCAGAACACUCGAGAAUGCCAUCCAGUUUGGCUCACCAGUAUUGCUGGAAAAUGUUGGCGAGGAGCUUGACUCGGUGCUGGAACCUCUGUUGACGAAGCAGACCUUCAAGCAAGCCGGUGUCUUAUGUAUCAAGCUGGGCGAAUCUGUAGUAGAAUACUCUCCAGACUUUAGGUUUUACGUUACGACGAAACUUCGAAACCCCCACUAUUUGCCAGAACUCUCGACCAAGGUCACUAUAGUCAACUUUAUGAUCACACCCGAAGGUCUUGAAGAUCAACUUUUGGGUAUAGUAGCUGCUAAAGAAAGACCAGAGCUUGAGGAGGAGCGUAAUCGUUUGGUUAUUGCUUCAGCAUCAAACAAGAGACAACUGAAAGAAAUAGAAGACCAGAUUCUCGAAAUCCUGUCCAAGUCUCAAGGCAACUUGCUAGAAGAUGAAGCUGCCAUCAAUGCUCUAACAUCUAGUAAAGUUAUUUCGGACGAUAUUGCUCAGAAACAACGAGUUGCCGAAGAAACCGAAAAGCAGAUUGAAGUAACUCGAGCUGGAUAUAGACCAAUCGCUAUCCAUUCAUCGAUCCUCUUCUUCGUCAUCGCCGAACUUGCCAAUAUCGAACCCAUGUACCAGUACUCUCUCGUCUGGUUUAUAAACCUCUUCUUGCAAUCCAUCAGUGAUAGUGACAAGUCGAACGUAUUGGAUACCCGUCUAGAUAAUCUCCGAAGCCACUUUACGUACUCGCUAUACUGUAAUGUCUGUCGGUCUCUCUUCAAGAAGGAUAAACUGCUUUUCUCCUUCCUCUUGUGUGUUGGUAUAAUGAAGGGCAAAGGAGAGAUUGAUCAAGAUGAAUGGAUGUUCUUCCUGACUGGAGGUGUGGGUGUCGGUGGUGAUGGUCCACCAAAUCCUGCUCCAUCAUGGCUAAGUGAAAAGUCUUGGGGAGAAAUUGUCAGGCUCUCAGCUAUGCCAGCCUUCAAAGGAUUCGCUACAAGCUUCUCAGAAAACGUUGAAAAAUGGAGAGAAGUAUAUGAAAGUACCGAGCCAUGGCGCGCUGCUAGUCCAGGUGGUUGGGAUCAACGUCUAAGUGCUUUCCAGAAACUAGUGGUGCUUCGUCUUAUCCGAUCUGAUAAGAUAGUGAAUGGUGUCUUAGACUUUGUCAAGGGCAAGAUGGGCCAACGAUAUAUUGAACCUCCACCGUUUGAUCUAGCUGCCAGUUUCAAGGACUCGAAUGCGUGUGCCCCUCUCAUAUUCAUUCUAUCACCCGGGUCUGAUCCUAUGAGUAGUCUGAUUGGAUUCGGUGAAUCUAAAGGUAUCACAGGCAACCGUCUCAACAGUAUCUCGUUGGGACAAGGUCAAGGUCCAAUCGCCGCAUCUAUGAUAAAAAGUGCUCUGAAGAGUGGAACUUGGGUGGUGCUUCAGAACUGUCACUUGGCAGUUAGUUGGUUGCCGACAUUGGAAAAGAUGUGUGAAGAAUUGACACCAGAUACCACCAACACAGAAUUCAGAUUGUGGCUUACAAGUUAUCCAAGUGAUCGUUUCCCAGUCACGAUUCUACAAAACGGCGUCAAGAUUGUAAAUGAACCACCACAGGGCUUGAGAGCCAAUUUGCUGAGGUCGUACACGUCAGAUCCAAUAUGUGACGAUAGCUUCUUCAAGGGUGUCAGGAGUGGCGCCGAAAAUGUAUGGGAGAAGCUCUUAUAUGGAAUCUGUUGCUUCCAUGCUGUAAUUCAGGAAAGACGAAACUUUGGUCCACUUGGUUGGAAUGUGUCGUAUGAGUUUAACGAGUCUGACUUGAGAAUGAGUGUUCGACAACUACAGAAGUUUUUGAACGAAUACGAAGACAUUCCAUGGAAAGCUCUCGUAUAUCUUGCUGGUGAAUGUAAUUAUGGUGGUCGUGUCACCGAUACACACGAUCGUAGGACUUUGAUGAAUAUUCUAUCGACUUUCUAUACCAGUGACAUAUUACAAGAAGGAUACAGCUUCUCACCCAGUGGACUAUACCGAGCUCCUCCUCGUGGCUCGCACGAAAAUUAUAUACAGUACAUCAAGUCCCUUCCGAUGACUCAAACGCCUGAAGUAUUUGGGCUUCACGACAAUGCCGAUAUUGCCAAAGAUCUGAACGAAGUAAACUUGCUCAUCUCAUCUGUAUUGAGCACCCAAGCGAGAGUCUCUGCUAAUGCUGGUGGUAGAUCACAAGACGAUUUGUGUCGUGAAAUCGCUACUGGAAUCUUGGACAAACUACCAGCUGACUUCGAUGUCAGGGGCACCCAAAAGAAAUAUCCAGUAUCCUACGAAGAAUCCAUGAAUGUGACUCUAGUCCAAGAACUGGUACGAUUCAACAAGCUGCUAGUAAUCAUUCGAGAGAGCUUGCAAAGUGUACUCAAAGCCCUUCGUGGUCUUGUGGUAAUGUCCAAGGAUUUGGAAGAAGUGGCCAACAGUCUUACACUUGGAAGAGUCCCAGAAAUGUGGGCAAACAAGUCAUAUCCUUCACUCAAGCCCUUGGGAGGUUAUAUAACGGACUUCCUUCUUCGAUUGAAGUUUUUCCAGGAUUGGAUAGAUGUCGGCCAACCAGCAGUUUUUUGGAUGUCUGGGUUCUACUUUCCACAAUCCUUCAUCACAGCAACAAUGCAAAACUACUCUCGAAAAUAUCAGAUACCAAUUGACUUGCUGACACUCAAGUAUGAGGUCAUGGAUCUCGAUGAUUACACGACACCACCAACAGAUGGAGUAUAUGUGCGUGGUCUCUUCUUGGAAGGAGCCAGAUGGAAUCGUGAAACACGAGUGAUUGAUGAAUCAAUCCCGAAAAUGCUCACAGAUGCACUACCCGUACUUCGGAUGACUCCCAUUAAAGAUGACGAGGUUGCUAAAAAAGACACUGGAGGAUAUUAUGAAUGUCCAUUGUACAAAACUUCAGCACGUAGAGGAACGUUGUCUACUACAGGUCACUCUACGAACUAUGUGAUGAACGUACAGCUCCCAAGUAGUCACCCUCAGAAGCAUUGGAUCUGCCGUGGUGUCGCAUCAGUGCUUCAACUCUCAGACGUAUAA
Molecule: messenger RNA, 12405 nt
Organism: Synchytrium microbalum
Lineage: Eukaryota; Fungi; Chytridiomycota; Chytridiomycetes; Synchytriales; Synchytriaceae
Exons: 15
Coding region: 1-12405 (4134 amino acids)
Biological process (GO): microtubule-based movement
Cellular component (GO): dynein complex
Molecular function (GO): minus-end-directed microtubule motor activity; dynein light intermediate chain binding; ATP hydrolysis activity
Source: RefSeq, a predicted model, not a curated record